Messenger RNA from Oncorhynchus nerka (sockeye salmon), 2129 nucleotides. RefSeq names its product dachshund homolog 2-like. Lineage: Eukaryota; Metazoa; Chordata; Actinopteri; Salmoniformes; Salmonidae. Gene Ontology annotation, cellular component: transcription regulator complex; nucleus. The coding region runs from base 100 to 987 and encodes 295 amino acids. The transcript is spliced from 8 exons. Gene Ontology annotation, biological process: regulation of transcription by RNA polymerase II. Gene Ontology annotation, molecular function: RNA polymerase II cis-regulatory region sequence-specific DNA binding; DNA-binding transcription factor activity, RNA polymerase II-specific. The record is from RefSeq and is a predicted model, not a curated record.
GUGUGUCUGUUUCUCUCCCCAGGCGGGAGUGAGUGUUCCUGGGAUAAGGAGAGGCUGGUGUCGCCCCUGUCUGGAGGUGGUGGGGCGGGCAGAAUAGGGAUGGGGGGACAACAGAGUCUUAACAACCAGGUGAACUCACUACAGAAACAACUACUGGCCAACCGUCUCCAGGACCUCCCCUUCGUGAUGAUGACCCACCCCUUACUUCCUGUCCGGGUGCCCCCGGCGUCGGUUGCCAUGGCGAUGUCGCAGAUGAACCACCUCAACACCAUCGCUAACAUGGCGGCCGCCGCGCAGAUGCACACAUACACACACCAGGCCCCCAUCGUCAAGGAGCGUGUGUGUGACAGUCCAUCCCCAUCUCCUUCUGUCGACGACAUACACACACCUCUCUUGUCCCAGCAGUCCUCACAGCCCAGCUCUACAGCAUCCAGCUCACCAGACCGUCUAACUCUCGAUAGAGAUGUUACUGAAAGACAAAUAUUAGUGAAUAAAAUAGAAAGAGUGAAAGAAGACUCUUCAUUGGCUCUCCCCAUGUCGAAGCCUUCAUUUGAUAGGCUGUCACCAGGCCAGGCCCUGCCCCCUGGCUUCCCUGCUCCCUUCCUGUUUGCUGAUGGAGUUUCCUCUGUUGAGACUCUACUCACCAACAUACAGGGCCUUCUGAAGGUGGCUGUAGAGAACGCCCGUGUCCAGGACACUCAGAUCCAGGCAGAGAAGAGAGGACUGAAGAUGGAGCUGUACCGAGAGAGAGAGAUGAGAGAGAGUCUGGAGAGACAACUCACCUCUGAGUUACAGAGUAAAGCCUCCAUUCAGAAGCGCUUAAAGAAAGAGAAGAAAGCCAAGAGGAAGCUUCAGGAAGCAUUGGAGUUUGAGUCCAAACGGAGGGAGACGUUGGAGCAUUCUCUCAAACACUCCUCCUCCUUGUUUUCCUCCGCCUCUCCUCCCGACACGCUACACAACAGCAGCAGCGAUAUAGUUGUACCGUGAAGAUGAACCAGACCUGAGUGGAAACCAGGACAAGACACUCUGAUUGGUCAAGAUCUAACCUUCAGUUCUGAUGACCUCACCCCGACCCCGUCACGGGGAAACACCAGCCCGUUGCCACGACGACCUAGACAGUGGACCUCCUGGAAAGCUCCCCUUUCUCAUCCCCGAUGACUGACUAUCGUACGCCUCAGAAAUAAACGGAUGAACCAAUUAGAGGAGAGUAAAAAAAAUAUAUAUAUAUAUAUUUUGGAUCAGAGCGACAUCAGUGUUCUGUUCGUUCGUUCCUUCUGAAACUUGGACUGAUGGGAAGAGAGGAAUGUUGUUGUUUCAUCGCUUCAACUUUACAUCUGUCUAUAUAUAUAUAUAUUUUGGAUCAGAGCGACAUCUGUCUAUUUCUAUCUAUUUAUUUCAUGUCUAUUUCUAUCUCUCUCUCUUUCGCUUUCCCCUCCAGAAGUGUUUUGUGGGGAAAUAUUGAUUUAGGUCCUUACAUUAGUCCACCAUUCUGUUCCUGACCCCCCCGAACUCUAACCCCUUGACCUUGACCUAUUAGAGUGAGGACUGUUGUGUUGCUGUUUUUGUUUGUUUUCUUUUGUUCGUUUACCUAUAAUUGUAUCACGGUCGAGAGACUGAAUUGAGGACGAUGAAGAAAAAGCCGCGUGGAUAACAUUCGGCUCCGUCCCAAACAGAAGCCUUUUCGUCUCUACUUUGGUCGCCAACAUGUUAUGGUGAAAGAAUAUAAACUCGCCGGUCACGGAGAAAAGGGUCCUUCUACUUGUAAAUAGUGUUUGUGACUAGUAGGGAGUAGGGACUAGUGGGGACUAGUAGGGACUAGUAGGGAGUAGGGAGUAGGGACUAGUAGGGAGUAGGGACUAGUAGGGAGUAGGGACUAGUAGGGAGUAGGGACUAGUAGGGAGUAGGGACUAGUAGGGAGUAGGGACUAGUAGGGACUAGUAGGGAGUAGGGACUAGUAGGGGGAGUAGGGACUAGUAGGGACUAGUAGGGAGUAGUAGGGACUAGUAGGGACUAGUAGGGAGUAGGGACUAGUAGGGACUAGUAGGAUGCCAUUUGAGACUGAGUGGUUUUACUGACUGUAUGGAGUUUGAGACCUGACGACAAAUACAUUAUUAAAAUACCAGACUUUA